Molecule: messenger RNA, 711 nt
Organism: Tachyglossus aculeatus (Australian echidna)
Lineage: Eukaryota; Metazoa; Chordata; Mammalia; Monotremata; Tachyglossidae
Gene: IL18BP
Product: interleukin 18 binding protein
Exons: 5
Coding region: 1-672 (223 amino acids)
Molecular function (GO): interleukin-18 binding
Source: RefSeq, a predicted model, not a curated record
AUGUACGGGGACAGCCAACAGUGGGGAGGACAAGGGGUGACUGGCUUUCAGGAUGUGGUGAACAGCCCCAGCCAUAAAUAUAAGCCCCAGGGAUCUGAGCUCCAUGCAAGAGCACCAAAAUGUCCCAGUCCAGACAGCCUGGAGCCACAGACGUUCCCCUCCGAUCUCCCAUUGUGGGUUCUCUGCCCGGGCCCAUGCCCAGAUCUGCCUGAAUCCUUGGAUUUUCCUUCCACAGUGAAGUGCCCGGGGCUGGAAGUGCGUGGGCCGAAGAAUGAGGUGCCCUUUGGUGUCGCCUUGAACCUUUCCUGCUCGGGCUGCAGCCUCAACCGGGAGUUCAGCGAAAUGUACUGGCUGGGAAAUGGCUCGUUCAUCGAAGACUUGCCUGGAGCCGUCAGCGAGGGUGACACCCGCAAGGUGGAAUUGUCGGAGUCACGCGUUUUGCUGCUGGGGGAGCUACGGAUUGAGGCCCUGAGCCCUGCCCUACGCCACACCAACUUCAGCUGUAUCCUGCUGGACCCCGAGGGAGCCGCCCAGAGCCACGUGAUCCUGGACCGCCUGUGGGAUCUGGCCGCCGGGGACACGAAGGGAGGAGGCCUCACAAGAGGCCCAGGGGCCCGCACACUGAAGCUCAUGGAGGCCCUCUAUACUGCCGGGUCAGGAUAUGCUGGCUGAAUCUGAAUUACCCUGAAUAAAAAUGGUGAAGACACUCUA